CCGCGGUUGCCGGCAGCCGCGGGGAAGGGGGAGGGCGCGGCGGAGCCUUAGGUACGUGGGGCCCGGCACGGCGCCGUGGGGUGCCCCCCGCUACCCCCGGCCCGGCCACGGCAGCCCUGUUGCCGUCCAGGCUCGCUUGUCGAGGUAGGUGCCCCCCCAGUCCCUCCUCAGCCCUCGGGGCCGGCAGGGAUGCCGUGGGGACAUGGCUUCCCCCGCAUGCGGGAACCCCGCGCUCCCCCAUCUGUCCCAGCCCACCUGCAGUCACCUGCUCGGGGCUCGCGACCCAUGGGCGCGGGAGGUUCAUCUAUCCCUUCCCAGCUGCCGGAGCCAGACGGAUGGCGAGGUCCAGCUGCUGCUUUUCAUGAAGAUCCCUGCACUGUCCCCGGCCUCUCAGGGCAGCCCAGCACCUCGGGGGUGGGCAACAAGGAGAACUAGCACAGACUGCGGGAAUGGCUUCCAUCCCUCUAUGCACCAAUGUACCAAUGCCCAAGCAUGGGGCAACCACAGUCUCCUGUGCCCAAGUCAACGUUGGGAUGCCAAGUAGGCUGAGGAAUAGUUGGGACACUGAAAAAAAGGCGCUGCAGAGCUCUGAGCCAAGUCAGGUUGGAAGAUGGCCGAGAAGCUGGUGCCUGGGGACCUGUUCUCGAGGAAGACCCGGGAAUCAGUGUCAUCCCUGGACUUAGACAAGCUGGCACCCAUCUCACCCGAGGCUGGUGGUGAGGAGUCGUCCGACAGCGAGGGCGAGCAGGAGGACAGUUCUCACAAGCUCAUCCGGAAGGUUUCCACCUCAGGGCAGAUGAGAAGCAAGAAGAGCGUAAAGGAGGGGCUGUUGCUGAAGCAGACGAGCUCCUUCCAGAGGUGGAAGAGACGAUACUUCAAGCUGCGAGGCAGGACACUCUAUUAUGCUAAGGAUGCCAAGUCCCUGAUCUUUGAUGAGGUGGACCUGUCUGAUGCCAGUGUGGCCGAGACCAGCACCAAGAACAUCAACAACAGUUUCACGGUGAUCACACCAUUCAGGAAGCUCAUUUUAUGUGCGGAGAACCGGAAGGAGAUGGAGGACUGGAUCACGGCCCUGAAAUCUGUCCAGAAGUGGGAGAUCCAUGAGGCCACACAGUUCAACAUGGAGCACUUCUCGGGCAUGCACAACUGGUACGCCUGCUCCCACGCCCGCCCCACCUUCUGCAAUGUGUGCCGCGAAGCUCUUCCAGGGGUCACCUCCCAUGGCCUCUCCUGUGAAGUCUGCAAGUUCAAGGCACACAAGCGCUGUGCCGUCAGAGCCACAAACAACUGCAAGUGGACGACUCUGGCCUCCAUUGGCAUUGAAAUCAUCGAGGAUGAGGAUGGGGUGGCCAUGCCCCAUCAGUGGCUGGAGGGGAAUUUGCCCGUCAGUGCACGCUGUGCUGUCUGUGACCGGACCUGUGGCAGUGUCCGGAGGCUGCAGGACUGGCGGUGUCUCUGGUGCAAGGCCAUUGUUCACAGUGCCUGCAAGGAGCUUCUUGGCAAGAGGUGCCCCCUGGGCCAGUACAAAGUGUCCAUCAUCCCCCCAACUGCCUUGAACAGCAUCGAUUCUGAUGGUUUCUGGAAAGCCACCUGCCCCUCGACCUGCUCCAGCCCUCUCCUGGCCUUUGUCAACUCCAAGAGUGGGGACAACCAGGGUGUCAAGUUUCUGCGCAAGUUCAAGCAGUUUCUCAACCCAGCCCAAGUCUUUGACCUCAUGAAUGGGGGCCCACACCUGGGGCUGCGCCUCUUCCAGAAGUUCUCCACCUUCAGAAUCCUGGUGUGUGGUGGGGAUGGCAGCGUGGGUUGGGUGCUCUCUGAGAUUGAUGCCCUUGGCCUCCACAAGCAGUGUCAGCUGGGUGUCCUGCCGCUGGGGACUGGUAAUGACCUUGCACGAGUCCUGGGUUGGGGCAGCCUAUGUGACGAUGACACUCAGCUGCUGCAGAUCCUGGAGAAGCUGGAAAGGGCCACCACCAAGAUGCUGGACCGGUGGAGUGUGCUUACCUAUGAGGCCCCCAAGCAGUCCCCCUCAGCCCUGAAGGAGGAGGAAAAUGGGGACUCCAACAUCCAGGUCCAGAUCUCCCAUUACGCGGACUCUGUUGCCUUUCACCUGGCCAAGAUCCUGGAGUCAGACAAGCACUCAGUAGUGAUCUCCUCUGCAAAGUUCCUCUGUGGCACUGUCAAUGACUUUGUGACUGAAGUUGGACAGGCUUACAAGAGGGCAACGGAGAACAAGCAGGAGGCUGAGCUGAUGGCACGGAAGUGUGCCAUGCUGAAUGAAAAGCUGGACUCGUUGGUGCGGGAGCUGAAUGAGGAAGCUCAGGCCAUCAUGACCCCUGAAGAAAUGGCACAGGCCACCCAUGCUGAAGUCAAGGACCAGGAGAAAGCUGGCAGUUUCAGCAUCAACCCCCAGCCUCGCAUCUUCAAAUCCAAGGAGCAGCUCAUGCUGCGGGCAAACAGCCUGAAGAAAGCCCUGAGGCAAAUCAUUGAGCAGACAGAGAAAGCUGUGGAUGAGCAGAACAAGCAGACCCAAGCCUACCAGGGCAGUGUGGGCCCCAGCAAGGACAGCUCGGAGGAGUUAAAGAAGGAGGAGGAGAAGCUCACUACCUCCCUGUCACCCUGGCCAGCCUCCCAGCGGGUGACGGUGACCUCUGCGUCUUCAUCCAUCAUCCUGGACCGGCCAGACACCUUUGGCAGCUUGCAGUUCCCUGAAGACCCCAGCACCCUACACUUCUUGGAGAAAUGUGUAAUGAAUAACUACUUUGGCAUCGGCCUGGAUGCAAAAAUCUCCCUGGAGUUCAACAACAAACGCGAUGAGCACCCCAAGAAGUGCAGCCGCACCAAGAACAUGAUGUGGUAUGGGGUGCUGGGCACAAAGGAGCUCCUGCAGCGCACUUAUAAGAACCUGGAGCAGCGGGUACAGCUUGAGUGUGACGGGGUGCCUAUCUCACUGCCCAGCCUGCAGGGCAUUGCUGUCCUCAACAUCCCCAGCUAUGCUGGGGGCAUCAACUUCUGGGGAGGCACCAAGGAGGACAAUAACUUUGGGGCUCCAUCCUUCGAUGACAAGAAGCUGGAGGUGGUGGCAGUCUUUGGCAGCAUCCAGAUGGCCGUGUCACGGGUCAUCAACCUCCAGCACCAUCGCAUUGCUCAGUGCCGCGUGGUGAAGAUCACCAUCCGGGGCGACGAGGGUGUCCCUGUGCAGGUGGAUGGAGAGGCCUGGAUCCAGCCACCUGGCAUCAUCAAAAUCCAGCACAAGAACAGAGCCCAGAUGCUGACAAGGGACCGGGCAUUUGAAAGCACCCUCAAGUCUUGGGAGGACAAGCAGAAAGGAGAGAGCUACCGUGCAGCCACACGGCCACGGCUCAGCUCCCAGCAGUCCAUGGAGUACCUGACUGAGGAGGAGAGCAGCCUCUUGCAGCAGGUCUCACAGAUCGCUGAGACCCUCAUUGCCAGGAUCCAUGAGGCAGCCAAGGCUCACAAAGCCAUGGAGCAGGAGCUGGCACAUGCAGUCAAUGCCAGCUCCCUGGCACUGAGUGAAGCCCUCUCCCACAAAGCUGCUGGCACCUCAGAGUUUCUCAGCAGGAAUGUGGCUGUGGAGAUGGUGCUGAGCAUCAAAGAGCUGUGGGCUGAGACCAGGGCAUUCCUGGAAGGGAAGGCGCUGGACUCACCGCAGGAGGAGGAGGCGCUUCAGGGCCCCCUGAGUGUGCUGGGCCAGGAGUUGCAGCGGCUGCUGGACAUCCACUGGCUGGGCCCUAUUGCCCACCCUGCUGAGGAGGAAGGUGCCAGCAAGGGCAGCUUUAAGCUUCGCCUCAACAUCCCCAAGUCCAGGAAGGAGAAGGACAAGCUGCAGAAGCAGAAGGCCAACAGUGUGCUGCCAGCAGACAAGUGGGGCUCCGAGGAGGUGGCAGCUUGGCUGGAAACGCUUGGUUUAGGGGAAUACAGAGACAUUUUUGUCCGGCAUGACAUCCAGGGCUCAGAGUUGAUUCUGCUGGAGAGGAGAGACCUUAAGGACCUGGGGAUCACCAAAGUGGGCCAUAUGAAGAGGAUCCUUCAGGCCAUUAAGGAGCUCAGCAACCUGCCCUAGGCUGACAGCAGAGCAGCAGCGCAGUCCAGGUGCUGGGUGGGUGCUGCUCCCAGGAAACAGGGGUUGGGUAGGGGAACAAGUCCCUGCUCUUGCCCCAUAUGAAUGGAGCCCCCCCUGCUUGCCUUGCUUUAACUCUCUGACCCCAGUAACCCUUUAGCCACUGCUUCUCCCCCAGCCUAUGGGGCUGGAGACACUGAAGCAGAGGUCUACCCUGAUAGGUGUGUGAUCUGACCACCAGUCCCGCCCCAUCAGGGUCACUGUAGGACCUGGGGCCACCCUCUGUGUGCUCAAGCUGGAGCCAAAGCAAAGUUUCCCCUUCCCUAUGUGGGUAUUUAUGCUGUGUAAAUAUUUGGAGAGAAGAUACUCAUUGCUGCUGCU
Messenger RNA from Haemorhous mexicanus (house finch), 4459 nucleotides. It is a transcript of the gene DGKK, whose product is annotated as diacylglycerol kinase kappa. The transcript has 30 exons. The record is from RefSeq and is a predicted model, not a curated record. Lineage: Eukaryota; Metazoa; Chordata; Aves; Passeriformes; Fringillidae. Gene Ontology annotation, biological process: diacylglycerol metabolic process; lipid phosphorylation; intracellular signal transduction. Gene Ontology annotation, molecular function: ATP-dependent diacylglycerol kinase activity; protein binding. Bases 611 to 4081 code for a protein of 1156 amino acids.